Mercenaria mercenaria is the source of this 681-nucleotide messenger RNA. RefSeq lists its product as uncharacterized. The transcript is spliced from 2 exons. NCBI's taxonomy places the organism in Eukaryota, Metazoa, Mollusca, Bivalvia, Venerida, Veneridae. The record is from RefSeq and is a predicted model, not a curated record. The coding region runs from base 1 to 681 and encodes 226 amino acids.
AUGACUACGGUGUUGCAAUAUGUUGAUAGUGAUGAUAUUGAUAGUUGUCAUUAUGGCGAUAGUGAUGAUAAUAGUGAUAAUCGUGAUUGUGUUGAUAGUGAUGAUUAUAUUAAUACUGAUUAUUAUGGUGAUAAUACUGAUAAUUAUGUGACACUCGUCACUAUUGAUGAUUAUGGUGAUAGUUGUGAUUAUGGUGAUAGUGAUGAUAAUAGUGAUAUUCGUGAUUAUGUUGAUAGUGAUGAUUAUGGUGAUAAUAUUGAUAAUUAUGGUGAUAGUCGUAAUUAUGUUGAUAGUGAUGAUUAUGGUUAUUAUUAUUAUUUAUUUAAUAUCCUCCACAAUGUGAAGAUUACAGAUAGUUGUGAUUAUAUUGAUAAAGAUGAAUAUGGUGAUAGUUGUGAUUAUGUUGAUAGUGAUGAUUAUGGUGAUAGUUGUGAUUAUAUUGAUAAUGAUGAUUAUGGUGAUAGUUGUGAAUAUGUUGAUAGUGCUGAUUAUGGUGAUAGUUGUAAUUAUGUUGAUAGUGAUGAAUAUGGUGAUGAUCAUCGUGAUAGUGAUGAUUAUGGGAUUAUGGGGAUAGUGAUGAUUGUGGUGAUAGUGAUGAUUAUGGUGAAAGUGGUGAUUAUGAUGAUAGUGAUGAUUAUGGUGAUAGUGGUGAUUAUAUUGAUAGUGAUGAUUCUAGUAUAG